AUGGGUAUAUUAAGAGUAUACGAUUUUGUUGUUAAUGAAUCUUCAUUAGAUUCGAUUCCUCCUGUCAAGAAAAAUAAUGCUAAAAUUCUGAAAGAAGCAUGGUUCUGGACAUCUGUGCAAUAUCAGAGUUGCGCCUUAACAAAAGAAUAUUUAUUAACCAAUUUAAAUGUGACCAACACACCUACCUCUGCUCGUGUAAUGUCAUCUACGUUGACACUAAGUUCUUCUUCUCGUGCACGCAAAAGAAAAAGGCAUUUAGACCGUUUGGGUUCUUUGCUAAGGCCUAGUCCAACACCUGUAGCAACUAUUGGAGAAACAUCACCAACCAAUAGUUCAGGGCCGUCAAAACGACGGUCAUCAGCUGCCAACACCCUUGAUGGCCUAAGGUUGUCGUGUGGAUCAUUUUUAAAUUUCACAAACAGCCCAGAUCAUCCAUCACCUUUUAAACUCCCAAAAGAUCCAGAUAUAGUUAUAAAAGAUAAACCAUUUAGUCCACGAUAUCAAGUUUUCUCUGAAUUAUUACAGACUGAGAUUAACUAUGUGGGAGUGUUAAAGACAAUAAUUACUGUGUACAAAGAACCAUUAGAAGAAAUGAUAGACAAAGAAGACUGUUUGCUUAAUAAUACUGAAAUUAAAAUUAUUUUUGGAAAUGUUUUACCUAUUUAUCAAGUGCAUCAAGAAAUGUUAGAAGAGCUCAAAUGCCUUGCUACAUCAUGGCAAGAAGAUAGUAGUAUAGGCAGUGUUUUUCUCAAAUAUUCCAGUGAAUUAGUGAAAGCUUAUCCACCGUUUGUGAAUUUUUUUGAAAAAACAAGAGAGAUGUUAUUGCAGUGUGAUCAAACAAAACCUCGUUUUCAUGCUUUCCUCAAGGUCGGUCAGACAAGACCCGAAUGUUGUCGACAGAGUCUACAAGAACUUCUCAUUCGACCUGUGCAACGCUUACCCAGCGUUAGCCUCUUGUUAAAUGUGGAGAAUGAUUGGGCACAAAAAGUUUGCAAAGAAGUAAUUAAUAAGCCACUUGAAGAAAUUAAUACAAAUUUCACACUCGUUGUAUAA
This is a messenger RNA of Metopolophium dirhodum (rose-grain aphid), 1053 nucleotides long. Its product is annotated as protein ECT2-like. The transcript is spliced from 7 exons. Gene Ontology annotation, biological process: regulation of cytokinesis, actomyosin contractile ring assembly; mitotic cytokinesis; nervous system development. The coding region runs from base 1 to 1053 and encodes 350 amino acids. Gene Ontology annotation, cellular component: cell cortex; nucleus. The record is from RefSeq and is a predicted model, not a curated record. NCBI's taxonomy places the organism in Eukaryota, Metazoa, Arthropoda, Insecta, Hemiptera, Aphididae. Gene Ontology annotation, molecular function: guanyl-nucleotide exchange factor activity; GTPase activator activity.